Messenger RNA from Talpa occidentalis (Iberian mole), 5212 nucleotides. It is a transcript of the gene PITPNC1, whose product is annotated as phosphatidylinositol transfer protein cytoplasmic 1. Bases 46 to 1041 code for a protein of 331 amino acids. Gene Ontology annotation, molecular function: phosphatidylinositol binding; phosphatidylinositol transfer activity. Lineage: Eukaryota; Metazoa; Chordata; Mammalia; Eulipotyphla; Talpidae. The transcript has 9 exons. Gene Ontology annotation, biological process: phospholipid transport. The record is from RefSeq and is a predicted model, not a curated record. Gene Ontology annotation, cellular component: cytoplasm.
UUUGUGGUCUGGGGGCGCGCGGUGCCCGCCGGGGCGCGCGGGACCAUGCUGCUGAAGGAGUACCGGAUCUGCAUGCCGCUCACCGUGGACGAGUACAAGAUUGGACAGCUGUAUAUGAUCAGCAAGCACAGCCACGAACAGAGCGACCGAGGAGAAGGGGUGGAGGUGGUCCAGAAUGAGCCCUUCGAGGACCCUCACCAUGGCAACGGGCAGUUCACCGAGAAGCGGGUGUAUCUCAACAGCAAACUGCCUAGUUGGGCUAGAGCUGUUGUUCCCAAAAUAUUUUAUGUCACAGAGAAGGCUUGGAACUACUACCCCUACACGAUUACAGAAUACACAUGUUCCUUUCUGCCGAAAUUCUCCAUCCACAUAGAAACCAAGUAUGAGGACAACAAAGGAAGCAACGACAGCAUUUUUGACAAUGAAGCCAAAGAUCUAGAGAGAGAAGUUUGUUUUAUUGAUAUUGCCUGCGACGAAAUUCCAGAGCGCUACUACAAAGAAUCAGAGGAUCCUAAACACUUCAAGUCAGAGAAGACAGGACGGGGAAAGUUAAGGGAAGGCUGGAGAGAUAAUCAUCAGCCCAUCAUGUGCUCCUACAAGUUGGUGACCGUGAAGUUCGAAGUCUGGGGCCUUCAGACCAGAGUGGAACAGUUUGUACACAAGGUGGUCCGAGAUAUUCUGCUGAUUGGACACAGACAGGCUUUUGCGUGGGUUGAUGAGUGGUAUGACAUGACAAUGGAUGAAGUCCGAGAGUUUGAGCGAGCCACUCAGGAAGCCACCAACAAGAAAAUCGGCGUAUUUCCACCUGCAAUUUCUAUCUCCAGCAUCCCCCUGCUGCCUUCUUCAAUCCGCAGUGCCCCCUCCAGUGCUCCGUCCACACCUCUCUCCACAGAUGCACCAGAAUUUCUGUCAGUUCCCAAAGAUCGACCCCGGAAAAAGUCUGCCCCAGAAACUCUCACGCUUCCAGACCCUGAAAAGAAAGCCACCCUGAAUUUACCUGGUGUCCACUCAGAUAAGCCAUGUCGACCCAAAUCAGAGUAACUUCAUAUGAAUAUUUCAUGGGGUUUUAUAUUUUCGUUUUGGGUGUUUGGUUUGUUUUUUUUUUUUAAGAAUCUUCUGAUAAAGAAAAAGACUGCUUUGUCAUGCAAAUGUCCCUUCGAUCUCUGAGUGUGCAUGUGGUUAAGUAAUUCACAUAUAGGAUUCCCCAAGUAUGCCACACAGCCUCGUACUAGAUGUAAAAUGUUAGACUUGCAAAGGACAGAGGAAUCUUCUGUAGCCACAGCUGGAAGCCAGGGAGGAAGUCUUGUCAUUAAGCAUUGGAUGAGGUUGGGGGGACUUCAAGGGUUGAAAAAAAAAAAAGCAAAAACGUGGCACCACUUUGUCACAGGGUGUGGUAAAGAAUAAAGUCAAUUUUCUCCCAUCAAACCUGAAAUUCUCAAAAAUGCUAUUCUCAGGCGUAAACUAAUUGCUAAAUUUUGAACUGCUCAUUGCCAAUACUUGAAUACCAACAGUUUCUGAGAUUCCUAUUUUUGGUUAGUCUGACUCAGGAUUUGGGGCCUAAUUAACUCUUUAAAUUUUUUGAAAAUUUUAAUUAUCAACCUCUAGAGGCUCCAAGUGCAAUUAAUGAUAACUUAUUUAUAGCUUUCAAGGCAUUUAAUAAAGAUUCCACUUGUUCCUGUCUUUUAAUAACUUUACCCCUUGUGGCCUCGGAAAUCUUUAAGAAUUGCAUGGGUGAAUGUGACCCUAACUGACUGAUCUUGGAAUGGUUUGGUUUAGGAACCAAGAGACCCAGGCAAACAUCUUUUUUCUCUGCAGACACCAACAAACUUUGACUUGUCAGCUUCUAUCAUCCAAUAAGAUUCUCAGAAUUUGCAAUUAAUUGAGUAGAAUUCAUUGACCGUUUGCCCAUUCAAAUGAGUUCAAGGGAAGAGUAAGCUCACUGGACUUGGACACUGUCAGAAUGUCUGGCUCAGGAACCCUAAAAAAGAGAUUUGUCUCCCUCCCCCCCUCCUGGUUUUACUUUUAAUAACAGCCAGACAUCCCUGGAUCCAUUCAGAAGUCUCUGGAAUGGAUGGCCCAUCGCUGGUCUUAGAAAAGACUCGUCCUUCUGGCUCCCUUAACUUGAAACCCAAACAUUGGGAAAGUCACAGAAGUCAAGUAAAUACUAUCGAGUGGGAGGAGAAUUGCUGGCUCCUAUUUGUAGACCAACAAAGGAGGAAUGAUAAAAGGUGCCCCUCUGUCUGAUUUUCUUUCCUGCAAGUAGUGGUAAUGCCAGAUUAGAAGGUUGAUGGGAGGCAAGAUCCUUCAUUAAAGUGGCAGAAAGAGAACUCUCCUUUGAUCUAAAGAGAACACUCUCUCACCUUUGCACCUCACUGCCUUCAAACGCAGAAGGAAAGGCAAGCAGAAUCUAGCAUUUACUUUUGUCCUCCCAGAGAGGAAGAGAACAAAAUAACUGGGCAACUCUGAGGCCCCAGCUAGCCUUCCUGACCUAACCUCCAACCUCAGGAAAGGGACCUUCCCAAAACACAGAUUCCAAAGGAAACAACAGAGACCAAGUCAUGGUCUCCUCACAGCCUCUCAGCCAGUGGACCCUGCCUGCUUCUCUCUCAGUGCUCUGCACUCUGCAUAGUGUCUUUCAAGUUGAUAAACUCUCCCAAGGUGCCGGCGCUGGCCCCGUGAGCCCAGCACCAAGUGUUCUAAGUCAUACGUCAGACUGUCAAGAUCAUUUCUUUAUCUCUAGGUUGACAUUGACCUUAAUAAAUCAAUAAACCAGAACGCAAAGGAAACCAGUCGCCAAUAACUUAGGUCAACACUGCAUCUCUUCGCUGAGAAUGAUAGCCUGGUAGUAAGACACCUUCUUUGCAUGGUAUGAUAGCAUGAUUCCUGCUUGUGGGAAAACAAUCUUUUCUCAAAUCCCUUGGACUUCUCAAUGGCUCCCUCUCCCACACAGUAGUCCUAAAAAGGAGAAUGUUUGACUUUAGAAAGCAAAACUCUACUUUUGGAAGACACUGACAUAGUGUUUGUAUUUGCUUACCAUUUGCAAGCUGAAAUCAGGAUGGAGUGGGAUCACGACUUCCACAUCCGAUUGAUUUUGUGCCUAUGGUUAACCCAUCCGGCACCUAGCUUUUUCAUCAACACCUUCUAUUUUCCCUUUUUGUAAAGUAACUUCUGCUAUCAAGAUCAACAAUUCUAUAUGCUUUAGAAAGCUAAUUUGUGAUUUCCUUCUGUGAGUUUUCUUUCUCUUAAAGCCAACCUAAUACCACAGACAACAAUUGCAAAGCUGCGAUGAUUGUGUGAUUCUUAGCCAACAAAUGUAUGUGCUCUUAAAGUACACUGUUUUCCUGUCUACAUGUGGUUUGUGUGCAUUAAAAGGGUGGGGGGGGUUGCCAGUGUUCAUUUAACUGCUUUGACUAUUUAAUCCAGUCAUCAUAAGGCAUAAAUGACUUCAACAUUUUAUCUCUCUUGAGUUUCAAAUGUCAUUUCACCUUGUCCCCACAUGAAUUUGUUUAUUGUGGGAUGAAAACCUGCGAUGAAUAUGUACAUAGAAUAUUAAUAAUUCCUAUAAGGAUGGAAGUUAAGUCACUGCAUGAUGGAAACUUAGAAAAAAGCAGAACCUUGAGUUCUUUAAGCAUGUUUGAGGGGAAACAGAAUCUUUAACUCAGUGCCUCUGUCUGCAAUGUGGAAACCUUCGACUUUGUCCACCAAAAUUGUAUGAUACCCGUGUAAAUAUAUAAAUAGAGUAUAGUAAAUCAGACACCACCAGUUUUUAAGUCUCUGGUUGCAAAUUUUAAAUAAAUAAUCCAUAAACCAACACAUAUUCACCCCAUCUUCAUCUCUGAUGUUAAUGGAAACCAUCAUCACAACGACCCUGCAUUUCAUUAAUUUGAGGGGAUUUCACCUCAAAGCUCCCCUGUGCGUUCACUGACUGUGGCACAAUAUCCUGGCUUUGACUGUGCUUUUCCAGCAUAAGAAGGUCUCAGUGUUUUGACCACAUAAGCUUUUUCAUAAGUCAACUCUACAGGCCAUUUCCUUUUCCGACUUUGGGACUGUCAUAAGGCAAAGCAGAGGAAAAGCUUAGCAACAAAGGCGUGACGUUUUUCAGUUGCUGCUGUCAUAACCAAGACAAUAUGAGUUCAUUUGUAAACUGACUUAUAAUUCCUCUGUUACCAUUUUGCAUCUGUGUGGGGAAAUAGUUUUAAUUUAUUUGGAGUUACUGAUCAGUCAUAUUGUUAGUUGUGAAAAUAAAUCUCUGGGUAGCACAGACACUAAAAACACAACAUAGCCCCCCAAAAGGAAUUGAGUGGUUUUCUUUCAUGACACUGUAAUAAUCAGAGAGCGAAGAGAAUAGAUUCUCACACUUUUUGAAAAAGGAUUUUUCAGUGAAAAUGUCAAGGCUGAUUUACACAUAUUUUAAAAUUCUACUUUCCUUGCAUUUCUUCAUGGCUCAGAGACAGUCACCGGUUGACGUAGCUCAAGAGGGAUUUUACUUUUGAGCAGGGCCAGUGUAUAAUGUACAUGUCACAUGUCCUCAGAUAAUCCAAUCGGGAGAAAUUGCCCGAAUAGUCUUCAUCCCUUUCUGAUUAUCUGACUCCGUGUGCUACGUGACGAUCUGCCAUCUGAGCCAUAGUUCUUGAAAUUUAAAAAAUAGUAUCUGUCCAGUGACUGCCAUUGAUCCACCUUAAACAGACUCUUCAGUCAUUCUUGCUGAGAUGGAAGCGUUACACGGCGUGGGCAUGUGGCCACAAAACAUGGGUGUUCUUCUCUGUUCUCCCCUCACAGCAAUCUGUUUGCAUCUGAAAUGUAAGUAUUUCAACUGUUCAGGAGGCAGUGCAACGCAAGGAUGUGAAGAUGUUGAGAACUUCUCAGAUGCUGUUAUUCAAACUAAUUUGGUUGUUAACAAAUGCUUUAGAAUCUGCCUCUCCGUGUUUUUGCUUUCAAUGGGAAACGUCUGUGGACUUGCAAGUUUCCCUCCCGCUUCUCUCUCUCACUGAGAAGACAUUCUUUGAGUUGAUGUUACCCCUAUGCCACUUUUAUGUAGCUUUGGAACACACAGUGUUACAGAGAAGCAGAGCAGACAGAAGUCGAUCCUCACACAUGCCAUCCUUGUGUGUCAUUUUACGGCUGUUUUGUGUUUUUUCCCCCCAGUUAUUUAUUAUUGUUAAUAACUUACUUUUUCUUACAUUCUGUUGUAAAUAAAGUACAAAGCAAUCUU